AUGCAAGAAUUUACUGACGUAUGCACAUUUCUUGGUAAUCACAAUGGGACAAAAUUUGACGAAAAACAAAUCACGAAUCUAGCAGCUAGUAUUGAUCUCGAUAAGAAUGGCGUAAUUGAUUUCAAUGAAUUUCUUGAAGCCUUUCGUAUCGUUGAUAUUGUUGAUCCAUCAAUGAUGGAGCAAAGUUAAUAUUUUCGUGUGUUUGCUCUUUCUUCUUCUGUUUUUUACAUAUUGAAAAAUAAACGCGUGA
Molecule: messenger RNA, 250 nt
Organism: Adineta ricciae
Lineage: Eukaryota; Metazoa; Rotifera; Eurotatoria; Adinetida; Adinetidae
Source: the annotation of a GenBank genome assembly